UGCUUGGUUUUAUGUCUCUAUCACGACCUGUCUGGAACUUACAUCCCUGCUAAUGGAGUAAAAAUAUCAGCUUUCACAGACUAUAGUGAGGACUGAUUGGUAAUGGAAGGUGGACAAUACUGUGGCUGGCAUACAUCAGGAUUAAAUGCGUCCAAAGGUUCCCCCACCGUUUAAUGAGAACCUCUCCAGGACUGCCUCCCGUCUGUCUCACGUUGAAGGCACCCAAGCACACUGUUCCGCGCAUCACUCCCUUUCUGCUCCCUCCUCCUUUGCCCUGCCCACAAUUGGCUCCUUACCAGUUCUUCUCUGGGGACUGAGAGACAUGAAGGAUCUCCUCACAUAGAUGAUUAAAAGGACAUGUUACCUGUGAGAGCAAGAGCGAGGAGGGCAGGUGAGGGGGGCUCGCUCAGACUGGAGGAGAAUCCGGAGGAAGGGAUUUGAAAGAACAGAUUACAGUUGGCAGUGGACCUGGGUGGAAAGGAAGCCGUUGAGCAAUAGGAACAGGGCUUUCUAAGGGACAGUGGGGUGUGCGCAGCCAGCGCGAUCUUAAGUAGCAGAAAGGGCUAACGCAUCCUGGUCUUCUCUCAUUCUCGAUGCUCCUUCCUGUUCCCUUUGCUUACUAGGAGUUAAAGCCAGAGACGUGAAGGGACUCUUGCCCUUGAUGGUGCUAAUGGUGAUUGUCUACUUGCUGCUCCUGCUCUGGGAAAACGAGCUGGCCGAGGACGUCAUGCUGACAUCCAUCGAGCAUUUGCACGUGGACUACCCUCAGAACACGGUCCCCCUGCGUUACUGCAACUAUAUGAUCCUACAAAGAGUCAUCCGGGAACCCGACCACACGUGCAAAAAGCUGCACGUCUUCAUUCACGAGAGGCCACAGAAAAUCAACAGCGUCUGCACGUCCUCCAAGAAGAAGAGCUGCACAAACUACUCGGAGAUUUUCUGCUUCCAGAGUGAGAUGAGAUUCAGAAUGACAGUCUGUCAGCUCAUUGACGGCAACAGAUACCCCGCUUGCAGGUACCACAUCUCCCCUAUAGAGGGGUUCAUCCUUGUCACCUGUGAUGACUUAGGACCGGUUAAUUUUCAGGGGUACAUUGAAUGA
Messenger RNA from Alexandromys fortis (reed vole), 1099 nucleotides. RefSeq names its product ribonuclease A family member 12 (inactive) (gene Rnase12). Gene Ontology annotation, molecular function: nucleic acid binding; RNA nuclease activity. Lineage: Eukaryota; Metazoa; Chordata; Mammalia; Rodentia; Cricetidae. The record is from RefSeq and is a predicted model, not a curated record. The transcript has a single exon. Gene Ontology annotation, biological process: defense response to Gram-positive bacterium. The coding region runs from base 662 to 1099 and encodes 145 amino acids.